ACUUUUGUGCUGUUUUUCUUCUGCUCCGUUUUACAGUCUCUUCCAGCAUCUAAUCUGCCAGACCUGGAAGCACACAGAAAAUGGUAGAAAGGCUGGUGGAGUUUGAUGUGCAUCAGUUGUCAGUAUUUGCUUCAGUGACUACAGAUUCUGUGUCCAUGGCUGGUGACAGCCAGCACUUCAUGGUCUGCUGUGGUCUGUGUCGACAGAUAAAGGUAUCUCGUGCAAAGAUGUCAAAUGCAUUGCCAUUUAUCCUGCUCUUCAUAUUCCCAAUGCUGCUGUCAGGGGCUUGGUUUCCCAAAACUUUACCCUGUGAUGUUAAGUCCUCAGAAGGCACUGUGACAGUGGACUGCACUGAUCGGCGCCUUACAGAAGUUCCCAGAGGGAUCCCUGGAAACGUUACCAACCUUACCCUGAGUAUUAACCAUAUCCCCCACAUCUACCCAACAUCCUUUGAUCAUCUUGAAAACCUCCAGGAGAUUGACUUCAGAUGCAACUGUGUGCCUGUCAAACUUGGCCCCAAAGAUAAUGUGUGCACUAGCAAACUGAGGAUUGAGACUGGUAGUUUUGCUGCCCUGACAAGACUGAAGUCAUUGUAUUUGGAUGCAAACCAGCUGGCAGAAAUACCCCGAGGUCUUCCUGCUACUUUAACCCUGCUGAGCCUGGAAGCAAACAGUAUCUUUUCUAUCCAUGAAGCCAGCUUCUCAGAGCUAGGAAACAUAGAGGUAUUGUAUCUUGGACAGAACUGUUACUACCGCAAUCCAUGCAACGUUUCAUUUGAAAUUGAGAAAACAGCCUUUCUGGGGCUGAAAAAGUUAACAAUACUAUCCCUGAAGUCCAACAACUUAACACAUAUUCCACCCAAUUUGUCAUCUACUUUAAAGGAAUUGUAUAUUUACAACAACAUGAUUCAAGUGAUUCACGAACAGGAUUUAAGUGGCCUUUCCAACCUAGAAAUUCUUGACCUAAGUGGCAAUUGCCCACGUUGCUAUAAUGCCCCGUAUCCUUGCAUUCCUUGUCCCAAGAGCUCGAUUCAGAUACAUUCAAAGGCUUUUGACUCCUUGGAAAAUUUAAGAAUUUUGCGACUUCACAGUAACUCUCUUCAGAGCAUACCCAGCAGCUGGUUUAAAAACAUCAAGAAUCUCAAAGAACUUGACCUCUCCCAAAAUUUCCUCAUGAGGGAGAUUGGAGAUGCUCAGUUUUUGACAUUUAUCCCCAGCCUUAUGCAGCUUGAUCUGUCCUUCAACUUUGAAGUGAAGGUGUAUUCUCCCUUCUUGAAUCUUUCUAAGACAUUUUCUUCUCUCUAUAACCUGGAAACUCUGAGGCUCAAGGGUUAUGUCUUUAAAGAACUGAGAGCACAAGAUCUACGUCCACUGCUCGGUCUUCAGAAUCUAACCAUGUUGGAUCUCGGGACUAACUUUAUUAAAGUUGCAGACCUGACAGUGUUUGAAGAAUUCCCAGCUCUUAAGUUCAUUGACCUCUCAGUGAAUAAAAUUUCUCCUUCUUCAGGGGAAAGCAACUUCUAUGGAUUUUGCUCUAAUCCUGGCAUUUCAGUUGAGCAAUACAACAGGCAAGUACAACAAGAGAUGCAUUAUUUCAGGUAUGACGUGUAUGGGCGAAGUUGCCGUUCCAAAGACAAAGAGGCUUCUUCCUACCAAUCUAUAGUUAAGGAAGAUUGCCUUAACUACGGAAAAACUCUGGAUUUAAGCAGAAACAAUGUAUUUUUUGUUAACCCCUCAGACUUCCUGGGACUUAGCUCCCUCAAAUGUCUCAACUUGUCAGGCAAUGCAAUAAGUCAAACUUUAAAUGGAAGUGAAUUCUCUUACUUGUCUGGAUUGAAAUAUCUGGAUUUCUCUAACAACAGGGUUGAUUUGCUAUACCAAACUGCUUUCAAAGAGCUAAAAUUUUUAGAAAUUCUAGAUCUGAGCAAUAACCAGCAUUAUUUUCUGGCAGAAGGUGUUACUCACGUGCUUAGUUUUAUGAAAAACCUAGCCCAUCUGAAGAAGCUGAUGAUGAAUGAGAAUGAAAUUUCUACCACUAUUGAUACAGGAAUAGAAAGCCAAUCUCUUAGAAUUUUAGAAUUCAGAGGAAAUCGUUUAGAUGCUCUCUGGAAGGAUGGCAAUGCUAGAUAUUUGUCCUUCUUCAAGAAUCUGACCAGCCUGGAAGAACUGGAUAUUUCCUUCAACUCGCUCAGUUUUUUGCCUCAUGAUGUUUUUAAAGGAAUGCCUCCUAGUCUCAAGAUCCUCAACUUAACAAAUAAUCAACUGAAGAGUUUCAUCUGGGGAAGCCUCCCCUCUCUGAGGAACCUAGUAACUCUGGACCUGAGCAAUAACCUUCUGACUACUGUUCCCAAAGAACUGUCCAAUUGCACCUCAUCACUCCAAAAACUGAUGCUCCGAAACAAUCGCAUUCAGCGAUUAACCAAAUAUUUUCUCAGAGGUGCUUUUAAACUGAGGUACUUGGACCUCAGCUCAAACAAGAUUGAAAUAAUUAAGAGAUCCAGCUUCCCUGAGAAUGUCAUUAACAACCUGGAGAUGCUGCUUUUGCAUGGCAAUCCUUUUAAGUGUAACUGUGAGGCUGUGUGGUUUGUCUGGUGGAUCAAUCAGACACAGGUGACCAUUCCUCUUCUGGCCACAGACGUGACCUGUGCUGGCCCAGGGGCACAUAAGGGAAGGAGCGUGGUUUUCUUGGAUCUGUAUACCUGUCAGCUGGACACGUCGUAUUUGAUCCUGUACGCUCUGUCAGCUUCAACCGUCCUUGGCUUUAUGGUGUUCACAGUGAUGAGCCACCUCUACUUCUGGGAUGUGUGGUAUAGCUACCAUUACUGCACUGCCAAGCUGAAGGGCUAUCGGCGCUUGUCUUUACCAGAUGCCUGCUACGAUGCCUUUAUUGCCUAUGACAAUGAAGAUGCAGCUGUGAAUGAGUGGGUGCUGCAGGAACUGGUUGAAAGGCUGGAAAACCAAAAAGCCAGGCAGUUCAAUUUAUGCCUGGAAGGAAGGGACUGGCUCCCAGGACAGCCGGUCUUUGACAACCUUUCCCAGAGCAUUCAGCUGAGCAAAAAGACCAUAUUUGUGCUGACCAACAAGUAUAUUAAAAGCGGCAGCUUUAAGACAACAUUUUACAUGGCUCAUCAGCGGCUUCUAGAUGACAAAAUGGAUGUCAUUAUCUUGAUAUUUCUUGAGAAGGUUUUGCAGAAGUCUCGCUAUGUCCGGCUGAGGAAGAGGCUGUGCAGAAGUUCAGUCCUGGAAUGGCCAACUAACCCUCAGUCUCAGCCCUACUUCUGGCAGUGCCUGAAAAAUGCCAUAGCUACAAGCAAUUCACUGGCUUACAACAAGCUUCUCCAAGAAACUGUUUAGUCCUACCCUUUCCCUUAAAUAUUGUUAUGAUACACAUGCACCUUGCUUGGCACUUAUUAGUGCACAGCAAGAAAUGAUGCACUACCCCCUGGAAGUCACUGUUGCAGAAUAUCACCACUUCCAGCUUUUAUUUCACAAUAGGCCUCUAACACCUCCUGUGGUUAGGUAAAGUGUGGGUUAGACACUUGGUCAAUAUGCUCGAGUACACAGGGUGAAGGAGUGCUUGGACCAUGCCUAAAGUUGCUGCUGUUUAGACACUCUUGGAAUAAAUGUGAUUUUUAUAAAAAUACAUUGUUUCUCUAUUUGCUGUAUUUAUGAAAAUCAAGAAAAGCAACUGCUGACAUAUUUGUGUCAGAAAAUCACUUUAGAAAAGCUCAUUCUUUGAUCUUAGGGAAAUAAAAGAUUUUUUAUCUUUUCAUCUUAGGCUUAGAGUUUCUUAGUCUACCACUUCUAUCUGAGUGGGCAAACCGGGGAAAGCAAAUUCUGCUGUGACUGCUGUCAGGGGCUUGGAUCUGGUACAGGAGCUCUCCCACUGUUGCACUGUCAAAAAACCCACAAAUCUGAAGAGACUUGGAAGUAUGUGUGUGGAGUAAAAUGGGAAGAUAUGUGAGAAAUGAGUUCAGAAGGUCUUGUAGGCUAUAGGUGGGAAGGAGUUAUAACAUAAAGGGAUUCCUUGUGAAUGGAGCUGCUGCAUGGUUGCAAGAAGAGAGAGCAGACAUGCAGAGGGAGAGGCACAAGGCAGAUGGAGAAAAUCAGUUAAACCAAACAGACAAAGAACUAGAUGAUCUUCCAGAUCCCUUCCAACCCAAACCAUUCUAUGAUUCUGUCAUCUCAGCUGCCUCUGGCAGUUCCUUGCCUAGCUUUUCUGUCUGGUCCUUUCUUUAAAUAGUCCCUUUUUGAUUUAGUUGUAGGCAUGCUAACAAGAAAGAACACAACAACAAACAAGAAAACUAAUGUUCAUCUAAUAUAACAGACAAUAAGAAUUUUUUUUCCCUCCAAAUUAUCAUAGUAGUGUUACUGAUUUACCACAGAAGCAGGAGAAAGAUCAGGGCCUGGUUAGAAGAGUGGGUGUUUUACAAUUUUAUUUUAACAUUGGAAGGAGGAUCUGGGGAACUAAAGGCCUGUCAGCCUGACAUCGGUGCCAGAUGGAGAUGAUCAUCUUGAAUGCCAUCAUGCAACAAGUAUAGGACAACCAGGUUAUAACGUCCAGCUAGCAUGAGUUUUUGAAAGGCAGUUCUUGCAUGACCAGCCUGGUCUCGUUCUGUGACAAAAUGACCUGCUUAGUGGAUGAGGGAAAGGCUGUGGAUGUUGUCUAUCUAGAUUUUAGUAAAGCCUUUUACGUAAUGCACAGCAUUGUUUAGCCAGGAGAAAAGCCAGCUCAGGGGAGACCUUAUCACUCUCUACAACCACCUGAAAGGAGGCUGUACUCAGUGGGAGUCAGUCUUUUCUCCCAUGCAGAAAGUGACAGGAUGAGAAGAAAUGGCCUGGAGUUGCAACAGAGGAGGUUUACACUAGAUAUUAGGAAAAAAAUUUUAAUAGAAAGGGUUGUCAAGCAAUGGAACAGACUGCCCAGGGAAGUGGUGGAGUCACCAUCCCUGGAACUGUUCAAAAACAUGUGGAUAUGGCCCUUGUGGAUAUGGCAUUUGAGGAUAUAUUUUAAUGGUGAACAUUGUGAUGGUGCUAAGUUGAUGAUUAGACUUGAUGAUCUUAAAGUCUUUCCAACCUUAAUUAUUCUAUGAUGCUAUGGUUUCUUAUGGUUGUGUUUGUAAAACACUGAUUUGAAGUUCAACUACUUUAUGCUCAUUGUGACUGAGACAGUCACCAAUCACCACUUUGCCCACGAAUGCUUCUCUGUUUCCAACAACAAAUCUAGGUGGGCACUUUUCCUAGUUGGUUCCCUUAAUAUCUCCACCAAGAAAUUAUCAUCAGCAUGCUUCAGGACUGCUUGUGUCCAUUGUACAGCGCUCCCAAUUGACGUCUGGGAAGUUAAGAUCACCCAUAAGAACAACAUCUGACUUAGAGAUAUUCCUUCAUUCUUUAUGGAAUAAUUUCUCAGUGUCAUGUUCCCAGAUGGGUGGUUGAUAGUAUACUCCCACAACAACGUGCAUCUUCAUCUUUCCAGAGCCUCUCAACUGUGCCACCACCAACUGCAGGCACUAUACAUUUCAACCCCUCCCUCCUAUAAAGAGCCAUCCCCUGACUUGCCUGCCCUGCCUAUCCUUCCUGAAGAGCCUAUAACUAUGUUAUAACAGAGUAACACCAUGAAUCGACAGUAUUGUUUUGUUUGGUAAAUUUCUUAAAUGUCAGAUCAUUUAACCCAUGUUACUUUGCAGUUAAGUUGUUAAUAACCCUGAAAUCUGGGGCCACGUAAUUAUACCAACUACUACACAAAAGGCAUACAAUACAUUUAAUGCACAGUAUCAGUUCCCACAGAACUCAGUGUCAAGUUCUGUUGCUUUAUACCUCAGAUCUUUGCGUCAAAUAAAGUGCUGAAUUGUUUGCCUUCCCUGUGCACAAGUACUGUAAAUAA
Corvus hawaiiensis (hawaiian crow) is the source of this 5883-nucleotide messenger RNA. RefSeq names its product toll like receptor 7 (gene TLR7). The record is from RefSeq and is a predicted model, not a curated record. Gene Ontology annotation, molecular function: protein binding; pattern recognition receptor activity. Gene Ontology annotation, cellular component: plasma membrane. The transcript has 3 exons. The coding region runs from base 81 to 3353 and encodes 1090 amino acids. NCBI's taxonomy places the organism in Eukaryota, Metazoa, Chordata, Aves, Passeriformes, Corvidae. Gene Ontology annotation, biological process: toll-like receptor signaling pathway; canonical NF-kappaB signal transduction; defense response to virus.